This is a messenger RNA of Pantherophis guttatus, 4415 nucleotides long. It is a transcript of the gene MC5R, whose product is annotated as melanocortin 5 receptor. Gene Ontology annotation, molecular function: melanocortin receptor activity. Gene Ontology annotation, cellular component: membrane. The record is from RefSeq and is a predicted model, not a curated record. Gene Ontology annotation, biological process: G protein-coupled receptor signaling pathway. Lineage: Eukaryota; Metazoa; Chordata; Lepidosauria; Squamata; Colubridae.
UGUUUAAAAGCAUUUUUUUACUACCAGUUCACUCGAACCGGUAGUUUUUAUCACUACCGGUUUGCCCGAACUGGAGUGAACCGGUAGCAUUUCACCCGUUUUAAACCAUCAUAAUCCUGUAGCCUACCUUUAGUUUGAAAUAAAGGUUGGUGAGAAGGUAGUUGACAUACAACUCUAUUUGGAUUUCCAUCAGUCAGGAUUCCGGAGUAUAGAAUGGAAACUGAGGUGGUUGUUUAUUUGGAUAAUCUUUGAUAGGACUGGGAUAGAACAAAUACAGUCCUUCUGAAUCUGAUGGGUUCCUCAAUAGCUUUCAAUACCAAUUCAUUUCAAGGGUUAUGGCAUCCUAGAUUGACAGUGAGUGGGACACUAUAUUGCCAUAAUUCUUUUUCUUCUUGAAGGACCAGUCCCUGUUGAUGAUUGGGGGGGGGAGGAGCUCAAUUCACUGUUGGGUGCCACAUGCUUGGUCCUUUCUCGUCUGACCAGGUAUAUAAAUAAUACCUGGAGGCUGGUAGAUCAAUGGUGGGUUGCUCCCGGAUUGGUCCGGUUCUAUAGAACCGUUAGUAAAACUGGUGGGAGGCUCCACCCACCCACCAUGACUUCAUCAUGGGUGAUCUGCACAUGCGCAGAAGCUUCUGCGCAUGCACAGAAGUGUGCACACACACGCUCCCAUUGCAAACCAGUAGUAAAGGUAAGUAGAACCCACCCCUGCACUGGAUAGUAAAAAGAAGCAGCUCAGGGUUAUCCCUAGCAAGAUAAUAUAGGCUGUGAAUUUAAAGACCAACUGAUUCUGGGGUUAGCUCAUUUUACUUCUGAAUGGGGCUUGCUUCCCAUCAAAAAGAAAUGGCUUGCAAUCAGGGGAAGGGUCUUCUUGUAUUCAUGGCUCCUCACAGCAGGUGGAAGCUGUAGCCAAGUGAGCAUAAUUUUGUCUAGUGUACCAAAUGUGACCUUGCCUGCAGUAGAAGAUAUUGGGAAGUUCCAGAUCAUCUUGUAGCUGGACUAUUGUAUUUUGAUCCACAUAGGGCUGUACUUGAAGAUAAUCUGGAAAUUUAUGAUAAUCUGACACAGUAUGUGGUAGUUCAGGUAGUAAUGGGUUUGCCUAAAUUCACUCAGACCCACUAUAGGUCUACAUUGGCUACUAAGAUGCUUCUGGGUAAAAUUCAAAAUGUUGGCUAUUACCUUUUAAAACCCUAUAUGGAUAAGAGCCUGAAUACUUGUAAAGACUUGUAAAAUGUCCCAUUACUGAGUGAACAGAAGUUGAACCCUAUCAUUGAGAGAUCCCUCUUAUAAGGAACUGGUGUCCUCCUUAUUGAGCUUUUGAGUUGCCCUGAAGAUAAAUCUCUUCAGGAAAACAUUUGGAAAUAAUGAAGAUUGAUUGAAUGGUGCUAUUAGGACAGGGGGUCUCCAAACUUGGCAACUGUAAGACUUGUGGACUUUAACUCUCAGAAAGGUGGCUGAAGAACUCUGGGAGUUGAAGUCCACAAGUCUUAAAGUUGCCAAGUUUGGAGACUCCUGUAUUAGGACAUAGCAUUUUGAUUAUUAUAAUUCUAUUUUAAUGGUUUUUGUUGCUUCAUGUGUGCCAUUCUAAAUCAUUUGGCGCUGAAUAUAAUUAUAUAAUUUAGAACAAAGGAGCAGAGUGCAAGGCAUAGUAUCCAGGUAAGUAUUUUUUUCUCCAGAUGUGAUUUUUUUUCACAUGCUGAAAGACUGAGCUGAGUUGUGAAUUAAAACUAAACAAAUAGUUUGAUCAAUGAGAAUCUAAUAUAUAUAUAUUCUUUUUAGCUUUUCAUGAAGUCUUUUAAAGCCAGGCUUUUUGGAGGUUUAUUGUCAACUGAUUUAGUAUGUGUAAAUUUUAGAAAUUUAUUUCAUCUUUAUUUUAGCCAUCAUCUGUAAUCUUUGUCACAAACAAUGUAUUCAGAGAAUAUGCUGGGAAAGAGAAUUCAAUUCUCAUCCAUCUCCAUUCAGGUUAGGCUGAAGAUUUUUGUACAUGGUCCACUCCAACGCAGCAUCAGAUAAGCGUAGUAAAAUUGGAGCACUCUAGCUUAGUCAUUAAUAUAUGCUAAAUUCCAGGGUUUUCCUUAUUAAAGACAGCAAACAAAGCUCAGCCUGCACUGAGGUUGAUCAGGAGGCAUCUUGUGUAUGCUCAGAAGCUGACACUCUGUUAUGUGAUGUCAGAAAAGUGCCUCGAUGCUGUCAAACAUGCUAGAUCUAAAGGUUUGAGAUCUCUGAUUCAGAUUAAACCCCUGCAGAGUAUAUAUGAGAAAGGCUGUUUUUAAAAACAGAAAACCCAGUUCAUUAAAAAAAAAUGUUUACAGUUCGGGAUAGGAAAAAUGGGAACAAUAUUAUAGGGAUGCUUUCUAAUAACAAAGCAGGCCUGGGAGAAGAAGGGGGUGCAUCACCAGUAGCUGCCAUGAGGUGGCACUAAGCAUUCAAGUCUGCAUCUUUGGGAAGUCUUUGCGAAGUUAGGUGAAAGGAGGAGUAUAGGAGGAGCUGAAGCAUUGAAAUCAUUUUACUCUUGAGACUAUAAAAAGGAGGACCUCAGUAACUAAUUUAUAACAGCAGCAGCCCUGUCCUUUUGGAUAUGCAUUUCUCUUGACAUGGCACUUACACCUGCAAAUAACCUAAGAAGCUUUGAUGAUGUAAGAAACAGGGCAAGAGAAACUUCUGAAAUCCUGAUGAAAACAUACGAAAUCUGAAGAGAAACAGGAUCAGAACAAAUAACAGGACUUGGAACUUCCGCAUUUCUGGAAAUUGCCUUUCCAAGGUUAUGUUCUGACAAGCCUCUCAGACGGAAAAGACCAUCUUAAAAAAGGCAUAAUUGCUAACAGAGAUGAAUUUGUCCAACCAUCCCAACACGUUAGACUCUAACUUCACUGCUCUUGGGAACAAUUUGGCCAUUCCCAGCACCGGGACCAAUCCAUCAACAUGUGACCAGGUGGUUAUAGCAGCUGAAGUAUUUCUCAUGCUUGGCAUUGUAAGCCUUCUUGAAAACAUCCUUGUCAUCUGUGCCAUAUUUAAGAACAAGAACUUACAUUCUCCUAUGUAUUUCUUUGUAUGUAGCUUAGCAGUUGCUGACAUGUUGGUCAGUGUGUCAAAUGCCUGGGAGACGAUAACUAUAUAUUUGCUAAACAACAGGCAUCUUAUUAUCGAAGAUGUUUUUGUACGUCACAUAGAUAAUGUUUUUGAUUCAAUGAUCUGCAUAUCUGUGGUGGCUUCCAUGUGCAGUUUGCUAGCUAUCGCCGUUGACAGGUACAUCACCAUCUUUUAUGCCCUCCGUUAUCAUAAUAUCAUGACUGUGAGAAGAUCGGGACUCAUCAUUGCAUGCAUAUGGAUUUUCUGCACUGGCUGUGGAAUCAUCUUCAUCCUUUAUUAUGAAUCAAAGUACGUAAUCAUGUGUCUCAUCACAAUGUUUUUCAUAAUGUUGUUUCUCAUGGUUUCUCUCUAUAUACACAUGUUUCUUUUGGCUCGUACUCAUGUUAAGAGGAUAGCAGCUUUGCCAGGAUAUAAUUCUGUCCAUCAAAGGACUAGCAUGAAAGGAGCUAUCACUUUGACAAUACUACUGGGCAUCUUCAUUGUAUGCUGGGCUCCCUUUUUCCUCCACCUCAUCCUGAUGAUCUCCUGCCCUCAGAAUCUCUACUGUGUUUGCUUCAUGUCUCAUUUCAACAUGUACCUCAUUCUCAUAAUGUGCAAUUCAGUGAUUGAUCCCUUGAUCUAUGCUUUUCGGAGCCAGGAAAUGUGGAAGACUUUUAAGGAGAUCAUAUGCUGCUAUAGCAUAAACAUGGUCUGUGGAUUACCCAGCAAGUAUUAGAAAACAGAUAUGGAUCCCAUACUGUAAGAACUUUUGAGAAAUAACACUUAGCCUAAAUGCAGUUACCUGAAAGCUCAUUCAGUGAUGCUUAUUUGUGAGUAAACAUGCAUAGGAUUGUUAGUUUACAAACUAAAUUAUUGAUUUUAUCUUGUUCCUUAUGAACUGCUACACUUCUAACUUGUGAUCCUUGUUGACAGUCUGUGUGGGAAACGAGCAUUUUUUUCGUGUUUGUAUUGCCAUUUUUGGAUGAUUUUAUCUUCCUUGAGCAAGCAUGAAUAUGGUAUGUGUUAAUUAUUUAUAAAGAUGCAAACAGUUGUUUGGUUUGGUGGGUAUAUAGAGUAAAUUGUCUUUGUACUGCUAGCAAUCCAGAUAAGUCUUUUAAACAACCAAUACUUAAGAAUCACAAAAUGUCUUUGCUGAACUCUAUGUACAAAUGCAAUUUGCAUAUAAUUUAUAAAGAACUCAGUUAUUCAUGGGAAAAGAAGCCAAAGUAUUAAGAAAAGCACAAUAGAUUACUCAAUGUAAGUACAAUAAUUUAAUAUUUGUUUAACAUUUUUAAAGAUACCUAACUCUAUGACUAUGGGUCAUAUAAAUUAUUUCAUAUUUACUGCUA